CCUGUAAUCGAUGACCAUUUGAUGUGUGACAUCGAUGGUCAGGCCGGCCUCCGCCUCGCCGCCGCCGCAAUCCUCGGACACGACGGCGCUGUUUGGGCUCAGAGCUCCACCUUCCCUCAGUUCAAGCCGGAGGAGAUCAACGGCAUACUGACUGAUUUCAACGAGCCGGGGCAUCUUGCCCCGACUGGUUUGUUCCUUGGAGGGGCAAAGUAUAUGGUGAUCCAAGGGGAGCCCGGUGCUGUUAUUCGUGGCAAGAAGGGGUCCGGAGGAAUAACUAUUAAGAAAACGGGCCAAUCACUAGUUUUCGGUCUCUACGAGGAGCCUGUGACACCUGGACAGUGCAACAUGGUUGUUGAGAGGUUGGCCGAUUAUCUCCUCGAUCAAGGCAUGUAGAGCUUUCAAGGAAUUAAAUGCUUUUCCGAUCGAGACCGAGUACUAGAUUUUCCUUUUUUUUUUUUUUUCCCACAUUUUUUAUGUGCAUUUGAUGCUCGUGUGCGUUCUUUUUUGAGGUAUAAGAGUUAGUUUGGGAGGACAAUAAGUGAGCAGUCGUGGCUAUUUCGACACGGUUCAUUUUUUAAUUCGAAUGUAUUUCUUGUUUUCUGUUUAAACAAAAUACAGUUAGUGUGGUUUUGAUAAAGGCCUCAACAUUUUGUAGCAAUUUAUGUAUUGCUCAUUGUUUUUAGAGGCCACAGAUGUACGACUUCUAUCUUGGCAGCCAAACGAGGCCUUAGUUUUUAUGUA
This is a messenger RNA of Erythranthe guttata (spotted monkey flower), 741 nucleotides long. RefSeq names its product profilin-3. NCBI's taxonomy places the organism in Eukaryota, Viridiplantae, Streptophyta, Magnoliopsida, Lamiales, Phrymaceae. Gene Ontology annotation, molecular function: actin monomer binding. The record is from RefSeq and is a predicted model, not a curated record. Gene Ontology annotation, cellular component: cell cortex.